Molecule: messenger RNA, 642 nt
Organism: Hansenula ciferrii
Lineage: Eukaryota; Fungi; Ascomycota; Saccharomycetes; Phaffomycetales; Wickerhamomycetaceae
Gene: NAT3
Product: peptide alpha-N-acetyltransferase complex B subunit NAT3
Exons: 1
Coding region: 1-642 (213 amino acids)
Biological process (GO): N-terminal peptidyl-methionine acetylation
Cellular component (GO): NatB complex
Molecular function (GO): protein-N-terminal amino-acid acetyltransferase activity
Source: RefSeq, a predicted model, not a curated record
AUGAAAUUAACAAACAAAAACAACAACUAUUAUCAACAUCAAUUUAACACAAAGAUGACUUCAUUGACUCCGUUCCAAGCUACUGAUUUAUUUCAAUUGAAUUCAAUCAAUUUAGAUACUUUAACAGAAAAUUUCAACAUUGGAUUUUAUUUUGAAUAUUUAACUAAAUGGCCAUCUUUAUUUUUCAAAAGUGAAGAAAUAGGAUCAUAUAAUGGUGUCAAUAAUACACAAUUAUCAGGAUAUAUGAUGGGUAAAACAGAAGGUAAUAAUGAUCUAUGGCAUACACAUAUAACAGCAGUAACGAUAAACCAUUAUUAUAGAAGAAUUGGAUUAGCAAGUUAUUUAUGUUCAAAUUUAGAAUAUAUUACAGAUUCAACACCUCAUGAAACUAAUUUUAUUGAUUUAUUUGUUAAGGCAAAUAAUCAUUUGGCUAUGAAUUUAUAUGAAAAAUUAGGGUAUAGUGUAUUUAGAAGAGUUGUUGGAUAUUAUGGUGGUGAAUAUGAAUAUCCAUCAGAUACAAGUUCUAUAAAUGAUAAUAAAGAUGCAUUUGAUAUGAGGAAAGCUAUGAGAAGAGAUGAAGGUAAAAGUAUUAGAUCAGAUGGAAGAGAACAUAGGGUAUUACCACAUGAAGUGACUUUUUAA